Molecule: messenger RNA, 1065 nt
Organism: Thyridium curvatum
Lineage: Eukaryota; Fungi; Ascomycota; Sordariomycetes; Thyridiales; Thyridiaceae
Exons: 1
Coding region: 1-1065 (354 amino acids)
Source: RefSeq, a predicted model, not a curated record
AUGCCUGGCAAGUCCCAGAAGAAAGGCGGCAGCGCUUCCGCCGACUCUGACCACUUCCCCUUCAACGCGAAGGACCUCAAAUUCAUCAAGUCCGUCAUGGAUAACAUGCCCGGCAAGCCUGACAGCGACUGGGGUCAGGUCGCUACCGCAAUCGGCUACAAGAACGCGAAGCAAGCCCAGGAGAAGUUCCGCGUCAUGUCCAUCAAGUACGGCUGGCAGGGCAAAGAUGCUCCCGAGAAGCCUGCCCAGCCGACCGUCGGCGAUGCCCGCUUCGUCAAGGCCGUCUUCGACGCCAUGUCGGGCCGCCCGGACGCCAACUGGGAGCAGGUCGCCGUCGACUAUGGCUGCAAGGACAAGAAGCAGGCGAUGGAGAAGUACCGCGUCAUGGCCAUCAAGUUCAACUGGCCCCGCGGCCCCGUUGCUUCCUCCACCAGGGCCAAAGGCGGCAAGGCCCAGACUGCUGGUGCAAAGGCCUCCAAGGGCAAGAAGCGCAGCUUCGAUGAGGUUGAGGACAGUGAUGGCGCCGAUACGCCUUCUGAUCAAGAGGAGGCCAAGGCUGGCGCUCAUGUCCAUUUCCAGGAGCCCGAGACCGGAGAGGAGGCUGAUGCUUCAUCCCCCAACGUCGCCGUCCGUACUCGCUUGCCCAAUGGCCGUACUCCUCUGCCGAACAAGCGUCCUCCUCUGCGGGUCGGCCGCACUCCGCUUCCGAUCAAGCGCACCCCUCGUGCUGCUGCUGCGAAGGCUGUCAACUAUGCCGACGCCGACCAAUCCGCCUCUUCUGAUGCAGAUGACGAUUUCGUCCUCGAACCCAAGGCUAGAGCCCCGCCUCACAAGCGCGCCAAACUCCAGGACGACCGGGAUGAUCUCGACGAGCGAAGCGACCUCGCUCUGCUGGAAGGUCCGCUGUUCCCCAACCUUGCCAACAACAGCAAGGGCCCUGCCGACUCUGUCGCUGGUCUUGCUGGUGGCUCGAAUGAGGACCUUGCCGAUGAUGAGCAGAGCACCGGUUCCGAGAAAGUCAUCCCCUCGGUCGAGAAGUCUGAGGACGAGUAUGAUGUGGUUUAG